Messenger RNA from Cucurbita pepo subsp. pepo (vegetable marrow), 1210 nucleotides. Its product is annotated as 2-oxoglutarate (2OG) and Fe(II)-dependent oxygenase superfamily protein. NCBI's taxonomy places the organism in Eukaryota, Viridiplantae, Streptophyta, Magnoliopsida, Cucurbitales, Cucurbitaceae. The record is from RefSeq and is a predicted model, not a curated record.
UCAGAACUAAUAAACUCCCAAUUCCGCCGCCGUCCACCGUCGUUAUUAAAAGAUAUGGCUCUCUCACGCACAAAAUCCCGCUUGACAAUCCCAGCUCCGCCGCCGUCUCCGAUCCCCACUGGCACCGGAUCGCGCUCGGCGGCCAACGAGACCUUCAAACAAUUUCUCGAGAAGUCGAUUCACCUACCGCAGCUCUCUUUGCCAGAAUCCCGCUUUAUCUCCACCACUAAUCCUUCUCUCGCCGUCAUUGAUUUCCGAUCACUCGCUUCUCCAAGUGGCGGCGACGCGACCGCGCGAAUGCUCCGGUCGGCCAAUGAAUUCGGGGCGUUUCGUAUUGUUAAUCACGGGAUUUCCGGCGAGGAGAUUUUGUCGGUGGUGAAUGAAGCUAAAUCCGUUUGGGAAGAUGAUGAUCAGAGCUGGGCUGGAGACGUCGGAAAUCGGGAGGUGGUUUUCCAGGUACGGCGCCGGAAUGACAGCGAGGCGUCGGAAAAUACAGUUGUACAGGCCGCAACGAACCGGCAAAUCAGCGAAAAGAUGGAGAAACUAAGAAGCAAACUAGAAGGGAUUGAAGAGAAAAUAAGCGAAAGGUUAUGGAAAUGCAUGGGUGAGAACAUGAAGAAAGGAGACAAAAAAGAGAGCAUUUUCAGCGUUUAUAGAUACAAUAAUAAUCACCAAAACCCAAACCCAUGUGAGAGGGAAAAUAAAACUAAGAACAUGAUGAGCCUCCACAUCCCCGGAGAGCAUUGCCAAUUCUCUAUCAAUUCUUAUCAACAACCCUCCUCCUUUACCUUUGAUGCUGCUGCCGACACGAUUGUUGUCACCCUCGGCGAGCAACUCGUGGAACGAAGCUUGGGAAAAUUGAAGAGUGCAAGAAGUGAGAUGACGUUUGUGCCAGACUUGCUUGGAAGUCGAACGUCGUUCUCGAUUGAGCUUGAAGUUUCAAACCGUAAUUUGGUGAAAAAGCAUUCCCAUUCUAAGAUCAUCACCAUUUAUGAUCAAAUUCUGGUUGCGUUUUAUGUUAUUUCAGUUUAUGUUCUUUACAAUUGCAUGUGUUCAUUGUUUAAAGGCAAAUAAGCAUUGGGUUUGUGAUUGAAUGUUCAUAUGAUUGGUUUGUUGAUUGAAGGGUUUAUUGGGAUUUGUAUUUGAAAAUUAUUUGUAUUUGAAGAAAAUUGUGGAAUUGAAUAUUGUAAUUUCAUUUAUAUACUUACAA